AUACCAUCUCGACCAUCUCACACCGUGACCGGUAAAAGUGGUGUUGUGCAAUCAACAUACGACAAUAGUGUUUCCCCAUACGAUUGUUCCGAGGCAGGCUUCGGAACGAUUUCUAUAAAGUAUUCAUACGGACGCGGAAUAGGGCAGUGACGUCUGUGAUCUUGUCAAGAUGGGUCUGCAGAUAACUGCACUAAUACUAGUGAUCGUGUGUUCGGGGUGCGCCAUGGGAAAUUACGAUGGGUUCCUGCCAAGCUCGUACCAGCAUACGGAAGACCAGCUCGCGCAGCCUUCAGCCAGGGCUGAAAAGAGCAGAGACGAGAGAGACAGCCAGCCUGACCGGACCCAGAGGUUUGGCAUUACGGACUACGGGAACACGGGUCCAUAUGGCAGCACUGCUCCCGGUCUCUAUGGUCCAGUGAAAAUAGACCUCGGCGGAGUGUUGUUGGGUUCUAUUCUGGGCUUCGGCGCUGUCAUCAUCCUGCCUAAGAUCAUUCACGCCCUCUCUUACGGCUACGGGGGAUAUGGUCGUAGCGUAGAAACAGAUUUCAGUUCAGUAUCGGACAUGGUAAAUCGAUUCGACGAGGUGCUGACUCGAUACAACGUCGAUUCGUCGUCAUGCAUGCAACGACUCGCAUGCUCUUACGUGCAACUAGCCAAUGAAAACAUGCUGACUGGCAAUGCGACAGAUUUCGAUGCGUUGCUGACUAACAUAUCCAGUAACUCCUUAGUCCGACGGAUGCUGGAUGGCACAUCGAUAUAUGAAGCGAUGUCGACUGGUCGCUCUUUAGACGCAGAUUGUCAGCAACUUUACCCGAAAUGCAAGCUGGAUAGAAAAACUGUGGUCAAAAUGAUAACCCAACUUGUACCUUCCUCCUAAUUUAAGAAAAAUCUAGCAUUCCCUCCUAAUUUCACUCACAAUUAAUACAUAAAUGUUGGAAAGAUUACGAAGUUAUGAGAUAAGUGAAGAUGUGAAGUUAGCAGGAGGCGCAAAACCACGUCUGCUAAUAUUUGAGUUGGGUACUAGAUCAAAUUAAGGGCAGUAUAUGUAAAAAUCAUAGAUAAAUAUAAUAUAAAUGCUGAUGCUAAUUCGGUAAUAUAGGUACUAAAUUGAUAGGAGUAACAAUUUUCUAACCUUAUUUGUAGAAAUUGUUGUAUAAAAGGAUAGAGCUCUAUAAG
Maniola jurtina (meadow brown) is the source of this 1176-nucleotide messenger RNA. RefSeq lists its product as uncharacterized. Bases 170 to 877 code for a protein of 235 amino acids. The transcript is spliced from 5 exons. The record is from RefSeq and is a predicted model, not a curated record. NCBI's taxonomy places the organism in Eukaryota, Metazoa, Arthropoda, Insecta, Lepidoptera, Nymphalidae.